CCCCUCUCUCUCUCUCUCAUCAAUUCUCAAACAAGCUUGCCAAAGAGGAAUUCCACGGAAAGCGAGAGAUCUCCAAGCGCAGUACUUCUCCAGCAUACUGAGCUGCCUCUUCCUCUCUUUGGUCCUCGGCUAGCUUCCACGAUGUCCGGUUGCUUUGCCAGAGCGACGACGCACAGCGGAGAGACGAUUGCGAUCAUGGUAUGUACAACGUUCCGAUGAUCACCGAUUAUGACCUCCGCCGCCAGAGACACUGCGUAUCUUGUGGGCUCAUAUCGCGCUGCGGCCGCACCUAUUUCCAUGAUCUCCGAGGCCCCUUGAAACCGAACCCCCACUCUAUGGCCUACGACGACGAGCUCUCCCCGGCUCCGCAGGACGACCGAAGAGGCGAUGACGAAGUUUGCCCCGCCACAUCCACCGAUUGGCUCCGAUUAUCCCUCGGGCCGCCCCCUAACCCUCUUUCCUCCACCGUCGGUGCCGCCUCGAGCGGUGGCUCCGAGCGGAUGAAGACAUCCUCUGCCUCCUCUUCCGUAGCUCUGUUCUCGCCGUUGCCAUUUCUAGCAGUUUGGCCAAGCAGUAGCGCGAGCGGCUUCCCCAACCCUUCGGCGGAAGAUAUGGCGGGGCCGAUGGUGCCCUGGACCGGUCCCCACAGUAGGGAACCGCCGCCGCAAUAUUGGGGGCGAUUUUGGAAUGUUGGCAACACGAAUCUCGCCCUUGGCGGUGGUCCCGCGCUGAUUCUUCCUCCGGCAAUGCCGGAGUUCGUCGCGCGGCAGCUCGCGCACCCGAUGAUGAGCUCGGCGGGGGCUCCGCGCAUGGCGGUGAGGGUUGUUAGCCCUCCCAGAAGACCUCAAUCGGGCGUUUGGGUCACGCUUCAGGCCAAGCGAAACCGCGGGAGGGAGCCUUUUUUGCCUCAGAUACCAAAGAGCUACCUGAGGAUCAAGGAUGGAAGGAUGACAGUUAGGUUGCUGAUCAAGUACUUGAUGAACAAGCUGGUUUUGGAGGAUGAAUCUGAGGUGGAAAUUACAUGCAGAGGCCAAGGGCUUCUUCCCUCCUUGUCGUUGCUGCAUGUUCGAGACCAGCUCUGGUGCUCGAGGGAGUCAUCUUCGUCGGCGGCGAUGCCGCUGCAAGACUCGCUUAAUCCUGACCACAUCAUGAUGUUGCACUACGGUAGAAGAAGCCCGUCCUCGUGUAUUCUUUAAUUUAACUCUUGACCGCGCCGUGCCCAUCCACAAUUUUUGUAACACUCUUCGGAAUGACCAACUUUUGCUUCGAGUCAUCUUGAUUCAUUGGUGCUUGAGAGAAGUAGCUCGGAAGUGUCAUUUCCUUUUUUUUUCCGAGCGAAACAUCAAACGAUGCAUUGUACUUCAAGCUGUGUCUGAUCCUUUUGCUUCACUUUCCUUGUACUUCAUUUACUAACUCAAAUUCUACAACUACUGAUUCUAUUCUA
Zingiber officinale is the source of this 1444-nucleotide messenger RNA. Its product is annotated as protein LAX PANICLE 2-like. The record is from RefSeq and is a predicted model, not a curated record. Gene Ontology annotation, biological process: multicellular organism development. NCBI's taxonomy places the organism in Eukaryota, Viridiplantae, Streptophyta, Magnoliopsida, Zingiberales, Zingiberaceae. Bases 201 to 1196 code for a protein of 331 amino acids. The transcript is spliced from 4 exons.